Molecule: messenger RNA, 930 nt
Organism: Alligator mississippiensis (American alligator)
Lineage: Eukaryota; Metazoa; Chordata; Crocodylia; Alligatoridae
Product: E3 ubiquitin-protein ligase TRIM39-like
Exons: 1
Molecular function (GO): protein binding
Source: RefSeq, a predicted model, not a curated record
CCCGUGACUCUCUCUCCAGUGGACGUGACUCUGGACCCGGACACGGCUCAUCCCAACCUCGUCCUGUCUGAGGAUCGGAAAUGUGUACAACACAGAGACACCCGACAGCAUGUGCCCGACACCCUGGAGAGAUUUGAUUAUUGUCCCUGUGUCCUGGGCUCGGAGGGGUUCACGGGCGGGAGGCGCUACUGGGAGGUGGAGGUGGGAGACAAGACAGAGUGGUACGUGGGCGUGUGCAGGGAGUCUGUGUGCAGGAAGGGGGGGAUCACGCUGUCACCUGGCCGUGGAUACUGGGUCGUGUGGCUGGAAGAUGGAGGACACAAGCCCUACACCUCCCCCUGGACCCCCCUCCCCGUGCGCGUGCACCCCAGGCGGGUGGGGGUUUUCCUGGACUACGAGGGAGGCGAGGUCUCAUUUUACAAUGUGACCAACAGGUCCCAUCUCUUCACUUUCACUGACACCUUCUCCGGGACCCUGCGCCCUUUCUUCAGUCCUGGUCUCAAUGCUGGGGGCACCAACGUGGCUCCCCUGACCCUGUGCCCGGUCCCAGCCCAGCCCUGAGGGAAUCCCUGUCCCUGCCAUGACCCGCGGGGGGCACAGACUGUCCCCUCCCCGCGCCCCGACUGCCAGCCCCUCGGCAUCCCCAGGGUGGGGGGCAGGCUGGCGGGUCAGGGCUGGGGUCUCCAACACAGGAGCUGCUCCAGCCUGGACCCUGGUGCUGCCCAGGCCCAGGUGUCAUCUCCCAAUCCCCAAAUGCAGGGGCGAUGCUUAGGGGCUGCACACAGGUGCACGUGCACCCCCUGAGCAUUGCAGUGCACUCCCUGCAAAAAGGUGCCACCGACACUGUUCGCAGUUUCUGCAGGCAGUCCAUGAUCAGCCCUGGCCGCCACUGAUGCUGCUGGUGAUGCCUGUGGGUCUUCACUGACCCCA